Messenger RNA from Glycine soja, 2409 nucleotides. RefSeq names its product scarecrow-like protein 13. Gene Ontology annotation, biological process: regulation of DNA-templated transcription. Gene Ontology annotation, cellular component: nucleus. Gene Ontology annotation, molecular function: sequence-specific DNA binding; DNA-binding transcription factor activity. The record is from RefSeq and is a predicted model, not a curated record. The transcript is spliced from 2 exons. Bases 458 to 2116 code for a protein of 552 amino acids. Lineage: Eukaryota; Viridiplantae; Streptophyta; Magnoliopsida; Fabales; Fabaceae.
UAUGAUGUAAUAUGUAACAUUAAAAUCACAGAAACAACGCUCACUGAUUACCAAUCCAUCGUUUUUUGGACUCCUCAUUCACACAAGGCUAAACUAAACUAAACACCUCUCUCUGCAAAACAAAACAAAACAAAGUUACUCUCUUCCUUCCCACGAAUCUCUGCCACAUAGCACAUAACACUGAACAUAUCAACCUAAGACCUGCCUCUGAUUCUGAGUAACAAAAGGCUUUGGCUCUUUUAACACAUUGGUGAACCUUUGUACACAACACUUUUGCUCAUAUCUAAAGCAUCCUAGCAGCUUAAAAAAGGGAGACUAACCAUCCAGAAAAACUGUAUGGUAGAGCUUUAUGCAUUUGAUGAAAGGGUGACCAGGAACUGCUAGGAAUACAAUUACAAAGUUUGACCACUCAUUGUUCUGAUAACUUUUCUCCACUAAGUAAAUAAUUUCUUUUUAGAUGCAAACUUCUCAGAAGCACCCAACUUCAGCUGGUAUCCAUUUAUACCACCAGCCUGCACAAGAUAUUGAUCCCUACACUCAUUACCAAAUACUACAAAGCAAUUCAUGCCAUGAAAUCCAUGAUAAUAGCAGCAGCCAGGGAACCACUAUUUCUUUUGAAACCAGCAAGGAUCAAUACUUUACCCUUGAAUCAUCCCCAGUAAUCAAUGAUCUCAUAGGUUGUGAUUCUCCUUCCUAUGCUAGUGUGUCAUCUAAUAGGAGUCCUUUUUCUCCACAAGCUUCUCAUUCAUACCAUUCUGACCAGCAUCAGUCAUCAGACAACACAUAUGGAUCACCAACAAGUUCACACUCUACUGCUGAUGACAGCUACGAAUUGAAGAACAAGCUUAGAGAACUCGAGAUUUCGUUGUUGGGGCCUGAUUCAGACAUUGUUGACAGUUGCCACUGCUCCUACAAGGGUGGUUGCCACGGAGCAUCUCCAAUGGCUAAAUACAAUUGGGAUCAGAUUGUGGAAAUGAUUCCAAAAUUAAACUUGAAAGAAGUCCUCAUUCGGUGUGCACAAGCCGUGGCUGAUGAUGAUAUUGAAACAGCAGUGGGAUUUAUGAACAAUGUAUUGGCAAAGAUGGUAUCAGUUGGGGGUGAUCCAAUUCAGAGGUUAGGUGCUUACAUGUUGGAGGGUCUAAGAGCAAGGUUGGAGUCUUCAGGGAGCAUAAUCUACAAAGCCUUGAAAUGUGAACAACCAACAAGCAAUGAUCUCAUGACUUACAUGCACAUCCUGUACCAGAUUUGCCCAUAUUGGAAGUUUGCUUACACAUCUGCAAAUGCUGUCAUUGGAGAAGCAAUGCUAAAUGAAUCAAGAAUUCGCAUAAUUGACUUCCAAAUUGCACAGGGGACUCAGUGGUUGUUGCUUAUUCAGGCUCUUGCAUCUCGUCCAGGUGGACCACCUUUCGUUCACGUAACCGGUGUUGAUGAUUCCCAAUCAUUUCAUGCAAGGGGUGGAGGACUUCACAUUGUAGGGAAACGCCUCUCAGAUUAUGCCAAAUCUUGUGGAGUGCCAUUUGAGUUCCACAGUGCUGCAAUGUGUGGAAGUGAGGUUGAACUAGAAAACCUUGUAAUUCAACCAGGGGAAGCACUAGUUGUGAACUUCCCUUUUGUUUUGCACCACAUGCCAGAUGAGAGUGUGAGCACAGAGAACCACAGAGACAGGCUAUUGAGAUUGGUCAAAAGCUUGUCACCCAAGGUUGUGACACUUGUUGAGCAAGAAUCCAACACCAACACUUCUCCCUUUUUCCAAAGGUUUGCUGAGACCUUGAGUUACUACACUGCUAUGUUUGAGUCCAUAGAUGUGGCCCUCCCCAGAGAUGAUAAGCAAAGGAUCAAUGCAGAACAACACUGCGUGGCUCGCGACAUUGUUAACAUGGUAGCUUGUGAGGGGGAUGAGAGGGUGGAAAGGCAUGAACUCUUGGGGAAGUGGAGGUCAAGAUUUUCAAUGGCUGGUUUUGCACCAUGCCCUUUGAGUUCCUUAGUCACGGAUGCAGUUAGAAAUAUGUUGAAUGAAUUCAAUGAAAAUUAUAGGCUCGAAUAUAGAGAUGGUGCUCUCUAUCUAGGAUGGAAGAAUAGAGCUAUGUGUACCUCUUCUGCUUGGAGAUGUUACUGACUCAUUGUCAUAGCCUCAUAGGUAUAUGUAUAUUUUCCUCCUUGUUAAUUUCUUCCCUUUUUUGGACACUUAGUCAUUAUUCAGUCGUAUCUUCAGUUUCUCAAUAGAACUAGCUAGUUAGAGACUUAGCUUUCUUCCAACGUGUAUCCUUUACCUUUUGUGGGUUCAGCUGAGUCUUUUAACAUUUUUGUACAUUUCAAUGCUACAUAGAAGGUAAGAGAAAACCUCAGUUAUUGACUUACCCUCUUCUGCAACUUUUUGAGUUCAAUAUAGUAGUUACUUACUUACUUUGA